CUGCAGUCUCUGGUCAUCUCCUGUACUGUGUCCGCAGUCUCUGGUCAUCUCCUGUACUGUGUCUGCAGUCUCGGGUCGUCUCCUGUACUGUGUCCGCAGUCUCUGGUCAUCUCCUGUACUGUCCGCAGUCUCUGGUCAUCUCCUGUACUGUGUCCGCAGUCUCUGGUCAUCUCCUGUACUGUGUCUGUAAGACCAUUGGUUCAGAAUAUUUUUUUCUUAUUUUUCACCUCUAAAACCUAGGUGCUUCUUAUGGAGCGCAAAAUACGGUAUAUUAAUUUUUAAAAACUGUGCAUUUCGGUUUUCGGCCAAGUGAAUUUUGAAUUUUC
Staurois parvus is the source of this 326-nucleotide messenger RNA. The record is from the annotation of a GenBank genome assembly. NCBI's taxonomy places the organism in Eukaryota, Metazoa, Chordata, Amphibia, Anura, Ranidae.